Messenger RNA from Diplodia corticola, 1896 nucleotides. Its product is annotated as mfs transporter. Gene Ontology annotation, molecular function: transmembrane transporter activity. The record is from RefSeq and is a predicted model, not a curated record. The transcript has 2 exons. NCBI's taxonomy places the organism in Eukaryota, Fungi, Ascomycota, Dothideomycetes, Botryosphaeriales, Botryosphaeriaceae. Gene Ontology annotation, cellular component: membrane. Gene Ontology annotation, biological process: transmembrane transport. Bases 1 to 1896 code for a protein of 631 amino acids.
AUGCCACACCACGACCACCACGACGAGAAGCGCCAGUCGCACGACGGCAACGGCGAGCCUCUUACUCGCCGCACCUCUGCCCUCGAGGAAGCACCAACGCUCGUGCCGCCUGCCGGUCUUCCCGGCAUCCCCAUUCGUCGCACGAGCACCACCUCGCGUGUUACCUUCGACGACGAGCGCCCAGAGGGUCUUGAGGCUCUAGCAAGGAGCGCCUCGGCCAUCAGCGGCCACCACUCGCAGUACAGGCGCGAGUCGCUGGACAAUGUCUUCGAGCUUCCCUCUAUCCAGAGGCCGAAGCCUGCGAAGCCCGGCGCCUUCAGCACCAUUCGUGAAUUGCCCUCGAACGUCAACACGCCCCUCUCCACUCGCCCUCCGUCGCCCGCAUCCAAUUACCACAUCUCGCGCCCGCCGUCGCCUGGAUCAUCUUCUGGAACUCGCACCCCUGCCGAGUAUGAAAACGGCGUCAACCAGGCUUAUCCCGAGAUUGGAACCAUUGCCUCGUGGCGAGGCGCUCUGGUCCUGCUCUGCACCUGCGGCGCCCAGCUCAUGGACAACGUCUUCAUGACCGGCGUCAACAUUGCCCUGCCUGCCAUCCAGAAGAACUUCGACGUUGACGGCAGCGACUUGCAGUGGUUGAUCUCCGCCUACACCCUUACCUUCGGAGGCUUCCUUCUGUUGUCCGGCGUCAUGGCUGACAGAUUCGGCCGGAAGUUGAUCUUCUGCUGUGGAAUGGCGACCCUGAGUGUCUGGACCCUCGCUGAUGGCCUGGCUACAUCAUUCAUCCAACUGGCCAUUUUCCGCGCCAUUCAAGGCAUUGGUGCCGCCAUGACCGUGCCAUCUGCUGUCGGCAUCAUCAGCAACUACUUUAUCGCCAAGGACCGCACGCUUGCUCUGACCAUUUUCGGCGCUUCCGGAGCCGUGGGAUUCUGCAUGGGUCUCAUCUUCGGUGGCUUCCUGACGGGUUCUCUUGGAUGGCGCUAUCUGUUCUUCAUCUCCGUCUCCAUCACCGGCGCCUUGGGUUCCCUUUCCUGGUUCUGCCUCCCCAAGGAUAGGAUGGAAGGGAACACGCGCCCCAAGCUGGACUUCGUUGGCGCCGGCCUGUCCACUGCCGGCCUGAUUCUGCUCAGCUUUGUCUUGUCGAGUGGCGGUGAAUACGGCUGGGGCAAGGCAUUCAUCAUCGUGCUGCUUCUAGUCAGCAUUGCCAUGCUCAUUUCUUUCGUCUGGGUGGAAAAGAAGGUCCCCAACCCCAUCAUGCCACUUUCGCUCUGGAAGCUGGAGAAUUUUGCUGCACUUUGGAUUGGCGGGUUCGUGAUGUACGGCGGAUACCAGACGAUAGUCUACUACACGACUCUUAUUGCCCAGGAGGUCAUGCACCUCAGCGCGGGUCAGACCGCCCUUCGCUUCCUGCCCAUGGGUGUUACUGGUUUCACGUGCUCUCUCGGCAUGUCCCGCAUGCUCGAGAUAUUCAACACCAAGCACCUUCUGAUCGUUGGCAUGACCAUCUGCGCCAUCGCCCCGAUUCCAUCUGCGUUGAUCAAGGAGGGGGACAUCAACUUCUGGAAGCACGUCUUCCCCAGCAGUGUCCUCAGCGUCGCCGGCACCACCAUCGUCUACUGCACCAUCACCGUUGCGCUCCUGGCUUCCGUUCCUGUCAACGUCAAGAGUCUGUGCGGCGGCAUGAUCAACACAGCUUUCCAGAUCGGUAGCGGUGUGGGCCUGGCACUUGCAAGUGCUGUCGUUCAGGCUGUUGACACCAGCAAGGGCCAUGGUGCCAUGCAGCAAUAUGCCACUGGCCUCUGGUGUUGCGUUGGCCUUGCCGCCAUCGGCAUGGUUGCCAGCAUGUUUGGCGUAAAGAACGUUGGAAAGGCCGCUGGCGGCCCAGUCAUGGCGCACUGA